Messenger RNA from Chironomus riparius, 2476 nucleotides. The record is from the annotation of a GenBank genome assembly. Lineage: Eukaryota; Metazoa; Arthropoda; Insecta; Diptera; Chironomidae.
AUGAAGGUCAUUGGAUUUUUCAUUUUUCUAAUUUUUUUGGUGGUAAAAUCGAAAGGAAAAUACGUUGAAGGACAUAUAAAAACUUUGGAGGAUUGGGUAUUUGUGUCAAGAUUUUGUUUUCUAUCAGAAAGUGGACAUUAUGAGUACUUUAUUGAGUACGAGAAGAAAUAUGGAGACUUACAGUUACUUCUUUACUAUGAUGAACCCCAUCAAUGGCAUUCAGUUUACAAGACAUCAAAGUCGUGUCAGGAAAAAUCUUCAGUACUCUCAGUUCUCGAUAAUCAAAUCGUAACACUGUCUGCUAGAUCACCAUACUACAUCAAAUCUGGAUGUACUUUAAGAACAUCUCCGCCUAAAAAUCAGGCAACAGAGCAAUCUACAAGCACUGAAAGUUCACAGUCUACAAAAAAAUCUAGUGAUGAUCUUGACUCGACAUACUUUGACAAGUUUUUAAAAUCCACAACCGAAAUGCCUACUUCAAUUGAUGACCAGAACAGCUCAUUUACUUACUCAACAGAAGAGAACUUUACAUUCACGGAUGUGGAUAUUGAGAACUUUAAUUUUACAGAUUCUGACUACAAAACUCUGAUUUAUGACCAAAGUUCGCAAGAUAAUAAUCUAGAAAACACGACAGAAUAUCGUGCAGACGUUGAAGAGAUGUUUGAGAAUGAUAAUUUAAAUCGGACCAAACGGCAAGCUCUGCCGCGAUUUUUUGACCAGAACAAAAAGCAAACUAUAAUAGUAUCAUGUCAUAAUACAGGAACAUUCACAAGUGCUCGUCAAAGAUGGUGGUAUAUUGCACUAGCGAAUUGUGGAAGUAGCAAAGGAAUUGAUGUAAAGUUUAAAUUUAAAAUGACAAACGGUCCGCUUGGAGAUUUUUGGCAUGAACAUUUUUCUGCAGAUGAAAUGUAUAUUCCACCUGUUCUAUUAGCCCAAAUCUUGCUCUACACUUUCUUAUUACUGGCUAUAUUUUUGUGUGGUUUGGAAUUAAAGACAAGGCAACUAUAUCAUUGCACUUAUCGAUUAUUUACACUGAGUGCUAUGCUCCAAUGGUCUGGAGUAUUACUUAAUUCAGUGACUUGGGCAAAAUAUGCAGUUAGCGGAAUUGGACCGUUCACAAUAUUUGGAGGAUUUUUCACAGGUGCUAGUGAAAUUGCCUUCUUAUUGCUACUAUUGCUAAUGGCUAAAGGAUAUACGAUUACAAGGGCGCGACUAUCAACAUCAUCAACUGUAAAGAUUACUGUCUUUAUUAAUCUUUACAUUGUCGUGUACAUUUCACUUUACAUCUAUCAGGCAGAGGCAUUUGAUCCUGGUGAAGUACUUAACUUGUACGAAAGUUCUGCUGGUUAUUUCAUUGCUGGCUUACGAUGCUUUUCAUGGGCAUUCUUUUUGAUUGCGUGUACGACAACCAUAAAGAAGUUCCCAGAAAAGAGGAAAUUUUACUUUCCAUUCAGUAUUUUGGGAUCAUUUUGGAUAUUAGCUGGUCCACUUUUAAUUUUUAUGAUUGUUGGCCUACUUGAUCCUUGGGUUCGUGAAAGUGUGGUGUUUGCUGCAUUUGCUAUAAUCGCAUUUACUGGACACGUAACAUUUUUAUGGUUAACUUGGCCAUCUAGAGCUAAUGGCUUCUUUCCUUAUCAUGUAAAAACAAAUCAUAUUGGAGUCGCAAGCAAUGACGAUGAUGGUGCAGAUUAUCCACGGCAUACAUAUGAACCGGCAACAAUUCCUGAUGCUACAAUUAUAAUUCCACUUUCACGAAGAACUGAAGAAUUUGUACACAGUACAGCCGGAAUUUAUAAUGCCGGCUUUGUUCGUGACGAAUACACUUUUCGUACAAAUGCUCCGCUCUCAAUACCACAACAAUGUAUGCCUUCACAAAACAUCCAUCAUCGAUUGCCAUCGCCUACACAUGAGCCACCUCCAUUAAUGAGCUUAACAAAUGAGAGAUUGUGUGGAAAAGAUAUAUUGCACAAUUAUGACGAUGAUGAAGUAGAGGAGGAUAAUGAUUCAUUGGAAACAGAAAGUGGAAUUGUGAAAAAUUCUGCCGAGACAUCAAAUAAUCGUAUGUCUAGCUUUGAAAGUGAAGAAAGUGUCAUGCAGCCUGGUAGACGAAAUAUUAGUCAAGAUAAUGAUUCUGGUCAUUUAUCACUAGAAGCCUCAACUAGCCCGAAUUCUAAUGAACAUUCAACUCCUCUAAAUGAUUCACUUGAAAGCAACAAACCAAAUUCACCAGACACGCUACCACAAAUUUUAAAAGAUAAUCCAUUCAAGGCGAAAGCACCAAACAAAAUAAUUUUAGAUCCAAUCAAAUUACCUACAAAAUUGCCAUCAAUGAGUGAGAACCAAGAGGUUCCUAGGCACCUGUUCACAGUCAAGAAAACUGAGCAGCAUUAAAACAAUACAUUUAGUUUAGAUUGUAGAUUGCACUGGAAAUAAUUAAUUUAAUGAUGUUUUAUAUAAUGACAUGUGAAAAUUUAUC